AUGUGCGCUUGCUUUGCAACAGAGGAGGUGGAGGACGAGGAGGUUGCAGAGGAGAAGGAGGAGGAGGAGGACAAACCAGCCUUCAUGACUGUUCUAGUGUCUCCCAAAAUGCUAGAUGGAGAGAAAGUGGACCUUGAUGAUCUCCACCGCAAGCAUAUGGAGAAGGACCUGACUGAGCUGCAGACGCUUAUUGAGGCCCAUUUUGAGAGCCGCCAAAAAGAUGAAGAGGAGCUCAUCGACCUCACUGAUGGUAUUGAUAAGCGCAGGUCUGAGAGAGCAGAGCAGGUGAGGAUCCGAACAGAGAAAGAAAAGGAGCGUCAAAACAGAACAAACGACGAAAGGGCACGGAAGGAGGAAGAGGAAUUUAAGAAGAAACCCGAGGAUGACGCCAAUAAAAAGAAGGUCCUCACCAAUUUGCAGUCCAGCGGGAAUAAGACAGAAAAGAAUGGCAGGCCAAAAAUGAAAACAGAGCGAGAGAAGAAGAGAGCGAUCUUAAGUGAACGGCGAAAGGAGCUGAAUAUUGACCAUCUCAAACAGGACAAACUAAUAGAGAAGGCUGCUGACCUGUGGAAGUGGAUAUAUCAGCUUGAGGCAGAGAAAUUUGAUCUGCAGUACCAACACUCACGGCAGAAAUAUGAUAGGCUCACCUUGAGCCUCAUCAAGUUUCUGCCCCCUCCUGUCUUUCCAUCCCCUCCACUCUCCGCCCGUUCCCAGUUGUUUGAAAUGAAUCUGCUGACAGCUGCAGGCUGA
Messenger RNA from Coregonus clupeaformis (lake whitefish), 750 nucleotides. RefSeq names its product troponin T, cardiac muscle-like. Lineage: Eukaryota; Metazoa; Chordata; Actinopteri; Salmoniformes; Salmonidae. Gene Ontology annotation, cellular component: troponin complex. The record is from RefSeq and is a predicted model, not a curated record. Gene Ontology annotation, molecular function: tropomyosin binding; troponin I binding; troponin C binding. Bases 1 to 750 code for a protein of 249 amino acids. Gene Ontology annotation, biological process: cardiac muscle contraction; sarcomere organization; regulation of muscle contraction. The transcript is spliced from 8 exons.